This is a messenger RNA of Papaver somniferum (opium poppy), 3566 nucleotides long. RefSeq names its product wall-associated receptor kinase-like 1. Gene Ontology annotation, cellular component: plasma membrane. Gene Ontology annotation, molecular function: ATP binding; protein serine/threonine kinase activity. The transcript has 3 exons. Gene Ontology annotation, biological process: cell surface receptor signaling pathway; protein phosphorylation. The record is from RefSeq and is a predicted model, not a curated record. Lineage: Eukaryota; Viridiplantae; Streptophyta; Magnoliopsida; Ranunculales; Papaveraceae. The coding region runs from base 2038 to 3387 and encodes 449 amino acids.
UAAUUGGCCAAUUCUUUAGAUAUUAGCCAGAAUUAUGUUUCUACCACAGCUCUUAUCUAUCUGUCUGAUCUCUUGCUGGUUCUUGUUUGCAUCGGUGGUUUCUGCUUUCGGUGAGGCAAAGCCUGGUUGUCAAGCAAAAUGCGGUAACGUCACCAUUCCUUACCCGUUUGGUAUAACUGUUGGAGGCGAGGAUGAUUACAGAGGAGCACAAGGAUGCUCCAUUCAUGGAGUUGGGUAUGGCUAUAACGUCAACUGUAAUACUUCCUACGACCCUCCUAAGGCCUUUAUUGGCACCAGUAACCUUGAGAUUUUAAGUAUAUCAGAAACUGAAAUUCGAAAAAAACAUUGCUCUUCUUCCCUCUUUCCCCUCUCUCCUCUCUAAAAACACUACUACCGAAAAACAAAACCAACCGCCGUUCCUUUCUUGCUCGGAUUUAGUCUAAUCGGACUAGAUCCGAGCAAGACAUCCGUUUUAGUUUAAUGUAGUCUUUAGUUGUUUGUUGGAAAUCCCCGGGUUGUUGUAGAGAAUCAGGUAGUCAUGAUACUUGACUUCUCUCUCUCCUGUAUCUCUCUUCUUCCCUGGAUCGAAGAAGAUCCCCUUUUCUUUUUCCCAAGUCUCAUCUCACCUCAUCUUAGUUUGAAGAAUGGUGGUACAUUUACCUACCACUUCUUUACCUCGUCCAUAUAUUCUCUGAAACCCCGUAAUCCUCUUCAUUAAUCAGAAUUGAUACAUAAAAACCACUUAAUUUUAACCUAAAUCAAAUCUCCUUCAAACAUUUCUUUGUAAUAAAAUCUUGCUCCAUCAAAAAAUCUUGCUCCAUCAAAAAAAUGCUUCUACCACCCAUCUCAUAGAUCUCCUUCACCCAUCCACUACACAUCCCUUCACCCAUUUUCAGUUCUAAAUCAACAAUAGUGUUGGAUUCUGAUGAAGAAAAGGCAUGGAUCAGUUCUUAAUAAUCAUUAAUUGUGCUGGUUCUGUUGAUAUUCAGGGUAAAGUCCUCAUUUUCAGUUCUAAAUCAACAAUGGUGUUGGUUUCUGAAGAAGAAAAGGCUUCCAUCAUCAGUUCUUAGUACUCAUUAAUGGUGGUGGUUUCGUCCAUACUCAGGGCAAGUUUUUGCAAUGGUGGUGCAAAGGGUGGCGGCAAGUUUUUGGUAACGAUUAGGGUUUCAUCUUCGCUGGACUUUUACUUUACAUGGCCAGUUGCUAUCCGGGUAUCUGGAACUGGUCUUGGGCUUCGAUGAGUUUGUGUCCCCUGGGCUUAGUUUUCUUACGGCUUGCAAUUGUAAGGAUCCUUUUGAUCUCCUUGGUCAUCUCUGCCCUUUCGAUUGAAAGGUGUAUCCAUUUGUAAUUUGCUAUUCAAAGUCUGGUUGUAACAAUUCUUAUUUCUUCAAUCAAUAUAUUCCCCUUUCACGAUCAAAAAAAAAAAAAAAGAACGUGGUAGCUGCAUUAUGUUACAAUAUGGCUGGUAAUUUGGUAUUGGAUGAUUCGAGGGUCACAUCGAAUUUGGGUUCGACACCAUUUACGUUCUCGAACACGAAAAACAGGCUAUUUACAAUAGGGUGCAACUCAGGCGGAACUAUUUUAGGAAGAGAUCAGCUUGAGAAGAACUACUCAGCCAGUGUGUGUCAUUAUGUGCUAGUCAAGAUUUUGUAAAAGAGAGCUCCUGUGAUGGCGGCGGAUGUUGCAUGAAUACUAUUCCCAAGGGGAUAAAGUGGCUAAGUACAGGGUUGGUAAGGGUUGUCAACGUUAGCUUCUUAUCUUUCAAUCCUUGCAGUUACGCUUUCCUAGCUGAUCAAGAACAAUAUACGUUCUCUGCGUCGGAUCUUUUGGCUGAGAGUAGAGUUAGAAAUAUAGCCGUUGUUCUUGAUUGGGCGGUAGGGAGUAAGACAUGCGAAGAAGCACAAAGAGAUUUAGCCACUUAUGCUUGCCAGCAGAACAGUUACUGCAGCAAUUCCGAAAACAAUCCAGGGUAUCGUUGCACUUGUCAUGAUGGUUACAAGGGGAACCCCUAUAUCAGUCCUGGAUGUCAAGACGUGAAUGAGUGUGAAGAUCAAAACAGCAACCCCUGUGAGGGGAUUUGCGUCAACACCAUGGGAAGCUACAACUGUACUUGUCCAAUUGGAAGUUCCGGAGAUGGGAGGAAAGAUGGGAAAGGCUGCAAUCGCAAUAUUAAGGGUUACUCUUGGUAUUGGUUCAGGGCUCUUGUUUAUCAUUGUUGCAAGUUCUUGGUUAUAUUUGAUCAUUAAAAAAAGAAGGUUAAUUAAAAUGAAAGAGAAAUUUUUUCAACAAAAUGGUGGGCUGCUAUUAAAACAACAAAUAUCGUCGAAUGAAGGUGGCGUAGAGACUUCAAAGAUCUUUACAGCAGAAGAGCUAAAGCUAGCAACCAACAACUAUAAUGAGAGUCUGAUCCUCGGACAAGGAGGCUAUGGAACCGUUUACAAGGGAACCUUACCGGAUAAUCAUACAGUUGCCAUUAAGAAAUCCAAGAUAGUUGAUCAGAGCCAAAUCGAGCAAUUUAUAAAUGAGGUUUUUAUGUUGACUCAGAUUAAUCAUCGAAAUGUGGUGAAGCUCUUGGGGUGUUGUUUAGAAACUGAAGUUCAUUUACUUGUAUAUGAAUAUGUUUCUAAUCGCACCCUCUCCCAGCAUAUCCACCACAACAGUGGGUUGCCUUCCAUUUCUUGGGAAAGCCGUUUGAGGAUUGCGGUCGAAACAGCAGGUGCACUUGCUUAUUUACAUUCUGCAGCUGCUAUUCCCAUAAUCCACAGAGAUGUCAAGUCUGCUAACAUACUUCUUGAUGAAAAUUACACUGCAAAAGUAGCGGACUUUGGAGCGUCAAGGUUGAUUCCGCUGGACCAAACAGAAUUAUCAACAGUCGUAUUAGGGACCAGAGGAUAUUUGGAUCCAGAGUACCACCAGACAGGACAGCUGACAGAGAAGAGUGAUGUUUAUAGCUUUGGUGUUGUUCUUGUAGAAAUAUUGACAGGAAAGAAGCCAAUUCUUUCCGAGAGAUCCGGAGAACUAAGAAAUCUUGCAACAUAUUUCAUUUUGUUCAUGCAAGAAGACCAUCUGCUCCCACUUCUCGAGGCCCGAGUAGUAAAUGAAGGGAGACCAGAACAAGUACUUGCAGUUGCUGAGCUUGCAAAGAGAUGCCUGAAGUUGAAGGGUGAAGAAAGGCCGACAAUGAAACGAGUAACAGCAGAACUAGAGAGUUUUAGAGGCGUGGAAACACGUGUAUGGGCUCGUCAACCAAACAAUGGAACAAACUUAGUAUUACCAGCUGAACCGAGGGACCUCUAUACAGUUCCACUUAUCUCUUCCAGUGCCAUUGAUUCCGGACAUUAUGCGUUGGUUGAAGAUACAAUAGCCUCGAUGAACAUCCCUAGAUGAUUAGUUCAUGGAUCUUGAUGGGUUUUUAUGACAAUCACACAUUUUGUAUAUUAUUUGUAUAAUCACUCAUAUGGAAAUAUUAAGUCUUGGCAUAAGUGAACUUCGCACUCUACGUUGCGGGGUCAAACAGAUAUAUGGCUCGAAUUAAAAAAGUAAGAUAAUUUUUUGGAAAGAUGUGA